AUGGCAAAGCUCCUGAUCCUGGCUGCUUUGUCAUUUGUCUCAUUCAAAACAGGAGUAAGUUCCGUGGGAACAACCACCAGUCCUCAACAACAGAAUCCACAAACUGGCGCUGACAAAGACCCAUGUGAGAAAUCCAAUUUUGCUCACGGAUUUUCUGGGAUUCCAGGAUCGAAUGGCAUACCAGGAAUGCCGGGAAUUCCUGGCGCCCCAGGGCCCCAAGGACAACAAGGAAAAGAUGGAGCUAAGGGGGAGCCUGGUGUCAAGGGACCGAGAGGUAUGACGGGAACAAGAGGACUAAAAGGAAAUCCAGGGUCACUUGGUAAAAAUGGUGCACCUGGAAUGAUGGGAAUGAAAGGAGAUAAAGGUCAUGAAGGGCCGCGUGGAGAGCAGGGAUCUAAAGGAGAGAAAGGAGAAAUCGUGAAUGGUGCAGUGUCACAGACCAACUGGAAACAGUGUGUGUGGAAAAAUUCUGAUCCUAGAGAUAGUGGAAAGAUUAAGGAUUGCUCAUUCAACAAACUGCAAUCUGAUACAACUAUUAAAGUGACAUUCCAAGGAAAUAUGGGAGUCUAUGGCCCUUCAGAUAAAUGCAACCGGUGGUUUAUCAAGUUUAAUGGAAAUGAAUGCAGUGGACCAAUGACAAUUGAGGCUGCUGUGUACAACAAUUGGCCAUCUGGGAGUCCUAAUCUGCUUCAUCACAGAUCAUUUGAGGGAUACUGUGAAAACAUUCCACAGGGCAGGGUUACUGUGGAGUUAUGGGUAGGAAAGUGUCCUGGUUACACACUGGGUAAUGCUAACACUGGAUGGAACUCAGUAUCCCGCAUAAUGAUAGAGGAAGUGUCUAGAGCCCAGUCCUAAUUGCCCUGUUAUC
Molecule: messenger RNA, 868 nt
Organism: Pocillopora verrucosa
Lineage: Eukaryota; Metazoa; Cnidaria; Anthozoa; Scleractinia; Pocilloporidae
Source: RefSeq, a predicted model, not a curated record